AUGUCACACCCAAAACCCGCAGUCUCACCACCAGGCUCUACCGCCACCAGAGACCCUAUCUCCUCGAGAGUUACCAGGUCUCUCGACACCCAUACACUCGAAGCCUUAUCCGCUGCUAACACCCCCGAAACAAUGGAUGACACCAUUCUCCCCGAUUUCGACUCGCCCGAGAUGUUCGCGUUAACCCCCUCACCCACUUCCGACAGGGCCCCUCCCGGCUGCAAUGUUCUCCUAGUCGAAAACGGUAACUCCAUGGCUCUCGCCCGCCAGGAGAGGAUUAAUAUCACCACCAAUCUCAGAGCUAUGACUGCCCAAAAAGAAACGCUGCUCCACAAACUCCAGCACACCAUGGUCUCCCCAACACCCGAGUAUACACUCAGCGAGUACGAAGAGGACCUGACAGCAGUACAUGGCCUCAUUAUGGCCUCCCGCGAAAUGGAGUCCGAUCUCGCAUACAACUGGCUAGAGAUGCAGAGACUCCGUGAGCAGCGGGAGAUCCUUCGCGCUGCGAAGGCUACGAAGCUGCAGCUGCUGCAUGCGCAAAUUGAGGAAGGGGGUCGGGAAAUGGUAAUGCUUACGCGGAUGUUAAGGGAGUUCAACUCCAAGAGGCCUCGACCACCGUCGGAGAUCCAAUAUCUGGGAGUUUAUGCUCCGGACGCGCCAGAGGGUACACUACGUGAAGGGGAGAUUUUCUUUACGAAGCGGGAUGCGGAGAUGCAUUUGAUCUGGGUUGGGAGGCAGAUGAGUAUGUGGAUGGAGGAGCGCGCGGAGUUGGAGGGGGGGGGUGAUGAUGGGCGCGAUAAUGGUUGGGAGUAG
Molecule: messenger RNA, 816 nt
Organism: Morchella sextelata
Lineage: Eukaryota; Fungi; Ascomycota; Pezizomycetes; Pezizales; Morchellaceae
Exons: 1
Coding region: 1-816 (271 amino acids)
Source: RefSeq, a predicted model, not a curated record